AUGGAUCUACAGAAUAUCCCAAAAACAUAUUCCUCCGAGAGGCUCAUAUACAGAGCCUUGGAGAACAAUGAACAGGAUACAGCAUAUAUCUUCAAGUUCCAUGAAAAUGACCCCUUGAACACAGCUCUCUCAGGUCACUCCCUGCUCCGCCCACGUAACAAGAAGAGCUCAGAAGAUCUCAUAUCCGCCAUCCAGAAGGCUUCCAUAUCCGUAAUGGUCUGCCUCUCACCUUCCGAAGCGAAAGUUCAAGAUGUAGAGUCAUCUGAUCCAGUACCCAUCGGCUUCGCCAUCUUGGGCUGGGGAGGUAUCCCAGCUGGUCGCGAGCAUCAUAGAAGAACAUCACUUGGCAUCACCCUUAGUGAACCCUACCAGGGCAAAGGAUAUGGAAGUGAGGUCAUUAAUUGGCUUCUUGACUGGGCUUUCAGGUUUGGGGGGUAUCACCGCGUGGGCUUGAGUACAUUUGCCUUCAAUACGCGAGCCCAGCAUGUUUAUACCAAGUUGGGGUUCAAGGAGGAGGGGAGAGAGAGAGAGUCCGUUUAUUUAGACCGGGCGUGGCACGAUAUGAUCAACUACGGCAUGCUGGAACAUGAGUGGGCUGCUUUGAGAGGCGUUAAAUAA
Molecule: messenger RNA, 618 nt
Organism: Fusarium pseudograminearum CS3096
Lineage: Eukaryota; Fungi; Ascomycota; Sordariomycetes; Hypocreales; Nectriaceae
Exons: 1
Coding region: 1-618 (205 amino acids)
Molecular function (GO): acyltransferase activity, transferring groups other than amino-acyl groups
Source: RefSeq, a predicted model, not a curated record